AAGAAAAUGGAGCACCCGCGUCUCAUCCUUCGGAAUUUCCUUUCACCCGAAAUCUGCAAGGAAAUGGAGUUCAUACACAAAAGCUGUAGCACAGUUGGGUACAGACCCAAUGUAUUCUCCACCACUCUCUCUCAUCUUAUUGCCGCCAACUCUGCCCAUCUCAUCUUGCCCAUUAUCCCCAUCCGAGAGAGGUUGAAGGAGAAAGUUGAGGAACAUUUCGGAUGCGAGUACGAAUUGUUUGUGGAGUUCACCGGACUCAUCAGCUGGUGCAGGGGAGCUAGCAUUGGAUGGCACAGUGACGAUAACAGAGAUUAUCUCAAACAACGGGAUUUUGCGGCAGUUUGCUACUUAAACAGUUACGAGGUGGAUUUCAAUGGAGGUCUGUUUCAUUUCAAGGAUGGGGAACCCUUGACCAUUGCACCCAUGGCUGGUGAUGUUAUAAUAUACACGGCAGACGACAGAAAUAUUCAUUCGGUUAGCGAGAUCCUUAAAGGAGAAAGAAGUACCCUUACAUUGUGGUUCACCCGUAAUUCAUCACACGACGAGGAUGCUAAACUUCUAACAUCUCUCUCCGAUUAUUCCCUGAACACCCCUAUACACUCGAUGGAAUCUUUCUUUCCUGUGCUGGCAUCAUAUAACAUGUACUGGUUUCCUCCCGAAGAAGCCUCAAAAUUCGAGUCGGGGUUCGAUAUAUGCUCUGCAAGAUUACAUGUUCUUGGAUUCAAUAUCUUACCCUCCGGUGAAGAAUUUCAUUUAUCGACGCAGCAAAAUUCAUCCAACUUUUUGAAAUUAUUGGAGGAGCCGUUAUAUUUGGUGUGUGGAGAUGAGUUGCUCGAACGGGAAUUUGUCAACGUACUCCAUGCACUUCAGGUGGUGCAGUUUCACCAUUGGAAGGCAGAUGAUCUAAAGAAAGCAUCUACUGACAUAGUACCUUUGUCUGAAUUGCAGCGAAAGAAAAUGAAUUGCAUGAAAGUUUUGCUUGUGAAGGAUCGUCGACUCGCCGAGUCAAUUUUUGGAGAUAUAAGUGGCAAGUGCUCGAAAAUGUCGUUUGACGAGUUUAGAUUUUCUGAUGUAGUUUCUGAGUGGGAAGUGUAUAGUUUUAGGUUGCUAGAAGAAAUGGUGAUGAGCUUACCACAUUGGAGAACACAUCAAUCUAUUUUCACUGUAAACAAUCUUGUCUGAAAAUAUGGUUUUAGUUUUCUAAGUUUCAUACAGCCGCUCUUUGCUUUCAACUGAAAAGUUAACCAUCUUUCUAAUUUUAAGAAUACUAUUCCAUAUA
Erythranthe guttata (spotted monkey flower) is the source of this 1279-nucleotide messenger RNA. NCBI's taxonomy places the organism in Eukaryota, Viridiplantae, Streptophyta, Magnoliopsida, Lamiales, Phrymaceae. The record is from RefSeq and is a predicted model, not a curated record.